This is a messenger RNA of Mercenaria mercenaria, 1778 nucleotides long. Its product is annotated as ras-related protein Rab-13-like. The record is from RefSeq and is a predicted model, not a curated record. Bases 197 to 799 code for a protein of 200 amino acids. Lineage: Eukaryota; Metazoa; Mollusca; Bivalvia; Venerida; Veneridae. Gene Ontology annotation, molecular function: GTP binding; GTPase activity. The transcript is spliced from 8 exons.
UUGAUAAAAAGACUAACAUUUAAACAGGGGGUGGGAUAUUAUCAUGUGAUAUUGAGUCAGCAUAAUGUGUUAAACUUUAACGUUAAUACAAGGAUACGCAUUUUAUCUCAAUGGAUGUGUUCUUAAAAGGGUAAUAUAUUUCCUGGAUGAUAAUUAUGGUUUAAGUAACAGAAAAUGAUAGGCAAAGUGUUUCUUGAUGGCGAAGUCAAAUAUCACACAUCUUACGUAUAACAUUGUUGUUAUGGGGGAUCCUUACUGUGGAAAAUCUUCUAUCAUAGAGAGAUACACGAGAGGAAAAUAUGGUCCAAACUAUUUACAAACAAUAGGUUCUGAGUACUCGAAGAAAGAACUUGUAAUCGAUGGAAACCCCAUUGUGCUUUAUGUCUAUGACACAGCAGGUCAAGAGGAUAUGAGGACUGUUAUCAAAAGCGUCUACAGAAAAGCACAGGGGAUACUUUUAGUAUUUGACUUUUCAAGAAAAAAGACACUCGACAAUAUACGAGAUUGGAUAGAUCUGAUUCAAAUGAACUGUGAUAUUACUCCGGAGUUGGUGUUGGUUGGGAACAAAGUAGAUCUAGAAGACUUUAAGGUCACUUCUCUUGAUGUCAAAACGUUUGAAGAAUCUCAUGAUAUGCCAGUUCUAGCAGUGAGUGCCAAAAAGAAUCAUAAUAUAGAUGAGGCAUUUGAUAUGUUGUCAAAGCAAAUAUUUGCCAAUAGGAAGAGGCUUUACCCCGGUAACAUGGUCACCAGUAUUCGUGUAGAUCAGAAACAAAAGCAGCAGAGUAGCUGUUGUACCUAGCAAUAGCUCAUCAUCACUUCUGAUCAUCUACCCCAUUGGAUAAUUAUGCCAGAAAAGUUGCCUUAAGAAAGACAAUCUGUGCAAGUAUUGGAAAGUCGGCUUUUGUUGGAACAGACAAAGACAUUUAUUUCAUCUUAUUGUGAUAUUCAUGCAAAUAACGAAGACAAAGAACGUUUGGAGAUUUACUUGAAUUCAAGGGAGAUAACCACUUUACGCGGAAUAAGACGGUAUAGUUCAGUCGGACACGUGUUACGAGUUGAAAGGUCGGACUCCACGAUAUAUCUUUGUUUUUUAUCAUAUGACCUUAUUGAACAUGUUCACAGUCAUGUUUAUAAUGCAAUUCGAUGUAGCCAUACAAAGUGACCUUUUUUGAUUUCUGUUGUUACUGUGUUAUAGGUCUUCACUCCACUGGAUCAUUGUGCCAAAAAUCUGCCUAAAGAAAGACAAUCUGUGCAAGUAUUGGAAAGUCAGCUUAUAUUGCAGCUUUUGUAGAAAUACACAUGGGAAUUUAAUAAAUCUAAUUGUUUUAUUAAUUCAAAUAAUGAACGGGACAAAUAGUCAGAAUUAUUUUGAUUCAAAGGAGAUAGCCACUGCAAGGAAUAUAACGAUGUGAUUUAGUCGGACACGAGUUAUGGGUUGAUGGGGCCUACUUAUACAAUGUAUUUUUCUACUCUACGAAGUUAUAUUUGGGUUUGUUGUUUUUGUGUGACUGUUGCGUGAAAAUGGUUUCAUCAGAUAUUUAAUGACUCUUAUUGUUCAACAAUUUAACAAAACGUUUCAAAUCUGUUUUUUAUUUCUUUAUCAUAAAGAAGAGUGUCAUCUAUUGGUUCAUAAAUUAGAAAGUCUGAAACUGAGACUCUACUGUCACUCAAAUUCCUGAAUUGUAAUGUCUGAAAGUUUGAAUCUUCUUAAAUUCUAGUUCCAGAAAAUUGGACUCUAUUGCCACUCAAAUUCUGAAUUGUAAAGUGUGAAACUGAGA